GCUGUUCUGUGCUUUGCGUGGUGUCUGAACUGUCUUGAGGUACAUCUGAGGUCAGUUUUGCCUCGGCUCACUAUACAUGGCCUUACUUAGAGAGCCACACUCCACAGGAGGAUGCAGUGUGCUCGCAGUCCUGCCAGUAGGAGCCAUGGUCAUCACAACCUUGUCCACUGGCUCUACCAGGGUAGCCAGGUGGCGCGAGCGGCGACCUAGCCUCCCACCUUAGGAUCCGCCCCUAAAAGCCAGGGGGUGAGGCUUUGAAGAUGCCCCGCCCCUUAGCGCUCCUCGGCUGCUGGGGGUGUUCCCGGAAGUCGAUGUUUUCACACUCCUGGAGCUGAUUGGCUGGUUGGAGCCUUGUGCAUUCCAUCGGGAUCCCCGGGGCUUGCCCGCCGGAGUAUGGCUUCUUCAAGAAAAGGAGUUCGCCAGCUUUUGGGAACUCUGCUGCCACCCAAGGAACCGCUGGACGAGCUGGAAGUGGACUGUCUGAAGGAGGACGUGGAGGAAGACGAGGACCCAGUAUUUAUCGAUGCUGAGGAGCUCUGCAGUGGGGGCUUAAAAGCAGGCAGCCUCCCCGAGCGCCUCCAUGUUGUAAUUUCUGAUGAGAACACCCAAGAACUAUGUCAUGUGUUUGGACGUUUUCUGAUGACAAGUCCUUGGUGGCAAGUGAAGAUAAAUGUGAAAUCUGUGGGAUUGAAGAAGUAUCAAGCUCAAGGACUUCCAUCUUACUUUUUACAGUAUGACAUGUCACCACCAAAUCAAAAGCAUAUAUGUUCCCUCUUUCUUAAAGAGUGUUCUCUCCCCUCUGAUACAAUAAGUAAAUUUUUAGACUGGAUAGAUGCUGUAUCAGGCUAUGAGAACCUCAAUUUUGGAAAUCUUCGAGAUAAAUUUAGAACUUUUCAAAAGGAAACUGAAAGGAAAGGUCAAAAGUGCUCUCAACGGAGAGAAGAGAAAGAGGUGUUGUCAGAUGAGGAGACCAGUCUUCUGGAAAGUGCAGUUCCAUUUAGAAAUGUAAUGACAGCUGUGCUGUUUCCAAGAAUAAUGGAAUUCCUCCCAGUUCUUCUACCUCGACACUUUAAACGACUGAUAGACUCAAGUUCUACGAUACUGCAAGCAAUAGAAAAUAUUUUAGCUACAUGCCCAUGGAAACUUGGAUUUGCUAAAAUCGCUUUCAGAGAACUGAAUCUUUUGAGGUGUGAGGCAAGCUGGACAGCAUUUUGUCAAUGCGAGGCUCUUCUGCAGUUGAUGACAGACUUGGAGAAGAAUGCUUUAAUUAUAUAUUCAAAGCUGAAGGAGAUCUGCCGAGAACAGGGGCACACAUACGUUGAAGUGGACGACUUGACUACUCAGCUGUCAGAGCAAAUGUUUUAUUCUCACGCUUGGGACUCUCUGAAGUUUUUGAAGGAUACUGGUGUGGUGACCUACGAGAAGAACUGUGUCUUUCUUUAUGACCUCUACCAGGCAGAAAGGGGCAUCGCCUCUUCAAUCUGUGACCUGAUGAUGAGGCCUCCAUGGCACUUACGUGUCAAUGUCAAGAAGGUGCUUGCUUCUAUUCAGGCCACACAACCUGAGGCGUCUGGCAGUGGUGAUACCGUGAGUGGAAGCCCACCUGAUGAAGCCAGAUCAGAGAAUUCUGCUGAUGCUCUGGACACCCAAGACAAUGAUAGUAACUGGAAUAAUGUAGACAAUGAAGUGAGUGCAGAAAUCACAGAAGCUCAACUAGAUCAGGAUCAGGUGACUGCACUGGAAAUGAUUUGCUCCAGUUCUGUGACAGUCAUAAGUGGGAAAGGUGGCUGCGGGAAGACCACCAUUGUCAGCCGUCUUUUCAAGCACAUAGAGCAGUUAGAAGAAAGAGAGGUAAAAAAGGCUUGUGAAGAUUUUGAGCAGGAUAUGGAUGCACCAGAAGAAUGGGUUACUUUUACUGAGGAAAGUCAGCUGACAACAGACAAGGCUAUCGAAGUUUUGCUUACAGCUCCUACAGGGAAAGCAGCUGGCUUACUGAGGCAGAAGACUGGUUUACAUGCUUACACACUCUGCCAGGUCAACUAUAGCUACUACUCAUGGAAGGAAAAAUCCUCGACCAAGGACAAACCAUGGAAGUUUUCCUCCAUCAGAGUUCUGGUUGUGGAUGAAGGGAGUUUGGUGUCUGUAGGUAUCCUCAGAUCCGUCCUACGUUUAUUGUGUGAGCACUCCAAACUUUCUAAGCUUAUUAUCCUUGGUGAUAUUAGACAGUUGCCUAGCAUUGAACCUGGUAACUUGUUGAAAGAUCUUUUUGACACUCUUAAGUCAAGAAAUUGUGCUAUUGAACUAAAGACAAACCAUAGAGCAGAAUCUGAACUAAUUGUGGACAAUGCUACAAGAAUCUCAAGACGUGAAUUUCCAAAAUUUGAUGCAGAAUUGAAUAUCUCUGAUAAUUCAGCACUCCCACUCUCAAUUCAAGAUAAAACAUUUAUUUUUAUCAGACUUCCAGAAGAGGAUGCCAGUUCUCAGUUAUCAAAAAGUGAUCAUCGUUCUCAUUUAUAUUCUGCGGUAACAACUUUACUCAAGGAAGAGGACCUCAAAGAUGCAAAAACAUCACAAUUUAUUGCCUUUAGAAAACAAGACUGUGAUAUCAUCAAUGCCUGCUGUUGCAAGCACUACACAGGCCAUCUGAUCAAAGACCACCGGAAUAGAUUUGAAUUUGGAAUUGAUGAUAAAAUUUGUUGUACCAGGAAUGCAUAUCUUUCAGACUUACUCCCUGGAAAUACCCUUAGUAGUCAACAAAAUAAUGACCUAGAGGCCAGUGGUAAAGACUUUAAUGCUACUCCACAAGGUUCUACUAAUAGUAAACAUGACUUUGAAAGUGGUCUUCGUCUCUGCAAUGGAGAAAUAUUUUUCAUAACAAAUGAUAUAACUGAUGUAACUUUUGGAAGGAAAAGAAUUGUGACCAUUAGUAAUAUGGCUGGCUUGGAAGUAACUGUGGACUUUGAGAAGCUGUUACGCUACUGCCAUAUAAAACAUGCCUGGGCACGAACUAUUCACACUUUUCAGGGGUCAGAGGAAUGCACCAUUGUCUAUGUGGUGGGGCAGGCAGGCCGCCAGCACUGGCAGCACGUUUACACCGCGGUGACCAGGGGCCGCUGCCGAGUGUACGUCAUUGCAGCAGAGUCUCAGCUCCGGAACGCAAUUACCAGACACAGCAUUCCUAGAAAAACACGUCUAAAACACUUUCUGCAAAAGGAACUUUCCAUGAGCUCAGUGGUUCCUGAGGCUCCAGCAGCUCCGUCAGACUUUGCAUCCCUGCCAAAGAGCUCAGGGGACUCCAGAGGCUCCUUCAGCACACAGCUGCCAGCGUGGCCACCCCCUGCAGCCACAGCUGCCAUGAUGCUCAACGGUAGCCCCGGAAGCCAGGCCUUUGCAGACACACAGAGAUUCUCUUCUUCCCAGGAAGUGGGUACAGAUGUACAGAAUUCGCCAACAUCUCGAGGAUCCAAAAGAACUGGUGGCAUUGAUGUAGAUGAGAGCCCAAGCAAAAUCCUUAUGGUGGAAGAACCAUCUCCACAAGUGUCUUCCAGACUUCAGAAUUUGAGACUAAACAGUUUAACUCCAAGGCAACUUUUCAAAUCCACACAUAAUCAAGGAACGUGAUUUUAUUUCAGGUUGUUCAAACUAAUUGUCUUAUGAGUUCCCCCUACUCAACACAAAAUGAACAUCAUUGCUUCAGAGUGUCAAGAUAAAAGAGAAAGUGAAGUUUCAUUUUAAGGUGUUUGUAUUUGUGGAUGUUUUUAAUUCAUUUGAUCAAAGAAAACUGAUUUCACCAUUUGUCAUCAUGAGAACUGAUAGUACUGGACACAAAAGGAGAAGAUAUAUCCCAACCAAUUUAAAAAAACACUUUAUUUUUAUGCCAUCCCCUUAUGAAUUUCUGUGAUCACUGUUGGUGACCUGUGUCAGUGGGUUGAAGCAAUGGUAAAGAUAUCCUUUGAAUGUACUGACACACUCUCUCUCUCUCUCUCUCUCUCUCUCUCUCUCUCUCACACACACACACACACACAUUCCUUCACUAUACUAUUCAGCUGUUGGCUUAUGGUGGUGUUGGGGAAUGGACCUGGGAACUUGAAUACCUCAGGCAUGGAAUUCUUUGUACAUAACCACUAGACUAUAACCCCCCCCCCCCAUCACAUUUGUUUCAUUAACAGUUUCCUUCUGGGAAGUAAAUGGUCAUCUUACAAGUCCACUUCAUACUCCACUUCAUUGCUGUUUACCUCACCUGGGACUUCUUAUGGGGAAUUUCUUUUGAGCUGGGAGCACACUGUUUUUGAUUCUGAGAUGUAAUUGAAGUAUAGCCAUAUAUAUAUAUAUAUAUCAUGCAGUGUAUUGAUUCGGUACACUUAAAUAUUGCAAUACCGUUACCACUGCAGUUAGCUGGCACCUCCAUCAUGUCUCACAAUUAUUUAUUUGGAAGCACAUUCUGAUGUACUUGGAAUAUUACAUCAUUACCUUAGGAAGUCCCUCCCCCUUCCUCUCCAGAUCAAUGUGUAUUUUUUAGAGUUGUUUUUUCGUUAAAUGAUUAAAAAGGUGUAUUUCCACUUAGGAAAAGCUACCCCAGUCUUAAAAAUCACCUCAUAGGGGUCUCUGUCUCUCUAUCUCCUCUUCUAUAUUUCUGGCUGUCUGUAUCCAAUAAUUAAAUAAAUAUAAUAGAGAUUUUAAUAUAAAUAAAAUCUUUAAAAAUUACAUUGAUAAAAUUCACUUAUCACUCAUCCAUGAAAAGUGCAGAGCACACAAGUCAGUGGCCUUUAGUACAUUGAGAGCCAUUCAGCACUGCAAGGCAGUUUGCACAUUCUAACCACCUUCUCCUGUCAAAUAAGCCCUGUGCCCCUAAGCUCUAAUUCUCUCAUCCCCAGACAACUACAAGCCUGCUUUGUCUCUUACUGAUUUGCCUUUUCUGGAUCUUUCAUAUAAAUGGAAUCAUGCAAUAGGUCGUCCUUGGUUACUGACUGCUUUGACUUAGUAUAAUAUUUUCAGACUUCAUGCUGUUCCAUGUAUGAACAUUUCAUCGCUUUUAUGAUUUUUAUUAGUGAGACAUGAGAGAGAGAGAGAUAACACCAGAGGGUUACUUUGGCAUAUAUAAUGCCAAUGAUUGAACUCAGGACCUCACACAAGUUCUGUUACUGUGCUACUUUCCCAGUCUGUAUCUCUUUUUGUUUUUUAAGAAAUGAAUAAAGAGCUGAUACUGUUUCUUUCA
This is a messenger RNA of Erinaceus europaeus (western European hedgehog), 5215 nucleotides long. RefSeq names its product DNA helicase B (gene HELB). The coding region runs from base 394 to 3621 and encodes 1075 amino acids. NCBI's taxonomy places the organism in Eukaryota, Metazoa, Chordata, Mammalia, Eulipotyphla, Erinaceidae. The transcript has 14 exons. The record is from RefSeq and is a predicted model, not a curated record.